AUGUUCUCUAUCCGCCAGGGUCUCCGCACUGCUUCGCGUCACGGUGUCCGUGCGCUCUCGACGCAGCCUGCCCGCGCCGCGCCGCGCUACGCCGGUGCCGCUGCUGCCGCUGCUGGUGUGGCUGCGUUCGCGCUUUACCAGGCUAACACUGCCGUCAAAAUGGAGGGCAAGCCCACCAUCGCCGGCGAGCACAAGACCGUCUCAGAGCGCUCGUUCAUCAUGAUCAAGCCUGACGGCGUUUCGCGCCAGCUUGUUGGCAAGAUCAUUGACAAGUUCGAGAGCCGUGGCUACAAGCUCGUCGCGCUCAAGACCGUCACUCCCUCCAAGGAGCUCGCGCAGGAGCACUACGCCGACCUCUCGUCGCGCCCCUUCUUCCCGGGACUUGUGGCGUACAUCACCUCGGGUGUCCCCGUCGUCGCCAUGGUCUGGGAGGGCAAGGACGUGAUCAAGCAGGGCCGCCGCAUUGUAGGCGCCACCAACCCGCUUGACGCCGACCCCGGAUCGGUCCGCGGCCAGUACGCCGUCAGCGUCGGCCGUAACCUCAUCCACGCGUCCGACUCGUUCGACUCGGCCACCAAGGAGAUCGGCCUCUGGUUCAAGGAGAACGAGCUCUCCCAGUACGAGCCCGCCGCUUGGGGCUGGAUCAUGGCCGACAACUAG
This is a messenger RNA of Cutaneotrichosporon cavernicola, 660 nucleotides long. RefSeq lists its product as uncharacterized. The coding region runs from base 1 to 660 and encodes 219 amino acids. The transcript has 5 exons. Gene Ontology annotation, biological process: GTP biosynthetic process; CTP biosynthetic process; UTP biosynthetic process. Gene Ontology annotation, molecular function: nucleoside diphosphate kinase activity. NCBI's taxonomy places the organism in Eukaryota, Fungi, Basidiomycota, Tremellomycetes, Trichosporonales, Trichosporonaceae. The record is from RefSeq and is a predicted model, not a curated record.